AUGAAUCCAGUUGUAGUGUUGACAGCCAUCAUUAGCCUUGCACUCGCAGAAGGUUUCAAGCUUGGAUUCAAUCUCGACGAGGAUCGCCUCAAAAUCGUCGGUGGACAUCCGAUUGGCAUCGAACAGGUCCCAUACCAGGUUUCGGUGCAGAUCAAAACUAGAUCAUCCCAGAGGCACAUUUGCGGAGGAGCAAUUAUAAGCGCCGACAAAGUGCUCACCGCAGCCCACUGCAUUUCGGAUAAGGGUAAAUACGCUGUCCGAGCUGGCUCCUCAAACCAUAAUGAUGGAGGUCAAUUGGUUAACGUGGCUGACUAUCACAUCCAUCCCGAGUUCAGUAAUUACCACCUGACGAACGAUAUCGGGAUGCUGCGACUCGAGAUAAGUCUGUACUUCAGCCGGACGGUUUCGUUGAUCAGCCUAGCAUAUUCUGAACAGUUUUACUCGCCCCAGUAUGAAGCAUUCAUUUCCGGUUGGGGAUCGAUUUUGUACGAAUCAUCGCUUUCCGAUCGGUUGCAGGGAGUCUCCGUACCGCUGGUGAGUCACGAGUUGUGCUCGGAGCUGUAUACUGACUUCAACAACAUAACGGAAACGAUGUUCUGCGCCGGGUUGGUAAAGAAGGGAGGCAAGGACUCAUGCCAGGGCGAUUCCGGAGGACCAGUCGCGCUGAACGGUUAUCUGAUUGGGAUUGUUUCCUGGGGAUACGGUUGUGCCGCGCCAAAGUAUCCCGGGGUGUACUCGAAUGUGUUUGCCUUCCGGAAUUGGAUCUAUCCGCUGUUGUGAAAAGUUGAUAA
Ochlerotatus camptorhynchus is the source of this 791-nucleotide messenger RNA. RefSeq names its product trypsin alpha-3-like. The coding region runs from base 1 to 780 and encodes 259 amino acids. Gene Ontology annotation, molecular function: serine-type endopeptidase activity. Lineage: Eukaryota; Metazoa; Arthropoda; Insecta; Diptera; Culicidae. Gene Ontology annotation, biological process: proteolysis. The record is from RefSeq and is a predicted model, not a curated record. The transcript has 4 exons.